AUGGCCAGCAAACCCGCCACAUGCCAGUUCCGGUUCCAGGCAGUGCCGGGCAUUUUUAUCGACUUUGUUGCAGAGGCCAGGAACGAUCCUUCUUUCCGCGCCACAACCUUGCCUGGACUUGGGCUGGUUGCGAGACAAUACGAAACGGAUCGUGAUCAAACCGCCGACAAAGAUUCGUCAACUAACCAAAAGCCUUGGGAACGUUUCCGCGAGUACGUUCAUCAUCUGAACAGUCAGAACGCACCUUCCACGACGUACAAGGUCCUGUAUCUCACAAGACACGGCCUGGGCUUCCAUAAUUCCUUCGAGUCGCAGGUGGGGCGAGAAGCUUGGAACAAUCAUUGGUCACACCUGGACGGGGACGGAAACGUUGUCUGGGCUGAUUCUCAACUGAAUAUGGAUGGUAUCAACCAAGCGGAGGUUCUGGGCCAGUUCUGGUUGGACGCUGUCUCCAAUGAAGGUGUGCCAUUACCUGGCACGCUGUAUACCAGCCCGCUUGCUCGCUGUCUUAACACCACUCGUCUCGCGUUUUCGAGGAUCUUCCAGGAACAGGGGGUAAAAUUUCAGCCGAUCAUCAAGGAGUCGCUUCGAGAGCUUGUGACCGACCAUACUUGCGAUCGAAGGAGCAGCCGAAGCUGGAUCGUGGAGAACUUUCCUGAUUACCUCAUUGAGCCUAAUUUCUCCGAAAUAGACAGCUUGUGGACAGGUAAACACUGGGAGACACGGGAUGAGCAUACAGCAAGAAAACAAGCAGUGUUGGAAGAUAUCUUCUCGACAGAUGAGAGUGCUUUCAUAGGACUUACUGUACACUCCUACGCAAUCUCAGCGAUCCUGAGAGCAGUUGGAUUGUCCGAGUUCAGGGUGCGCGAGGGUAGCAGUAUUGCGUUGCUUGUCAAAGGAGAAAGGAUCGGGGGUAAUCUCUAA
Alternaria rosae is the source of this 924-nucleotide messenger RNA. Its product is annotated as histidine phosphatase superfamily. The transcript is spliced from 2 exons. Bases 1 to 924 code for a protein of 307 amino acids. The record is from RefSeq and is a predicted model, not a curated record. Gene Ontology annotation, molecular function: phosphatase activity. Lineage: Eukaryota; Fungi; Ascomycota; Dothideomycetes; Pleosporales; Pleosporaceae. Gene Ontology annotation, cellular component: cytoplasm.